Molecule: messenger RNA, 1908 nt
Organism: Fimicolochytrium jonesii
Lineage: Eukaryota; Fungi; Chytridiomycota; Chytridiomycetes; Spizellomycetales; Powellomycetaceae
Product: kinase-like domain-containing protein
Exons: 7
Coding region: 1-1908 (635 amino acids)
Biological process (GO): protein phosphorylation
Molecular function (GO): protein kinase activity; ATP binding
Source: RefSeq, a predicted model, not a curated record
AUGGCGAGGAAUCGACCGAAAACAGCUCGUUCAUUGAUAGAGAGUAUUUCGAGGUUCUGUCCGCCAUCACGUGAGUACCCGAAUUCCACGGAACAAUUGUUGAGUUUGGGAGACCAACUGUUGACAUGUACGCAACCCAGCCCGGAAGCCAUAGAAGGAAACGAUGACGGUGUCUCCGUCGCAUCAUCCUCCCCACUGCCGCCAAACGUCGAUGAUGACGCCAAUACGGGCUCGAAAGCAUCAGGGAAACCCGAACCCGUCACCGAGGCCGGUUCUUCCGGCAAGUCCUCCAACGGCAAAUGCGCCACAUCGGGGUUGAGCGAAGGCAGUUUCAACCAAGGCUACUACGAUCGAUUCUUUGUUGAGGAGCGCAAAUUGGGCCGAGGAUUACGUGGAAGUGUUUUCUUGUGCCAGCAUGUACUGGAUCAAGUUCCCCUCGGUCAAUUUGCCGUCAAAGCUAUACCCGUUGGAACGUCGCAUGCCUGGCUCGUCCGCAUGCUGAAGGAAGUACAUCUGUUGGAGCGCCUGAAACAUCCGAACAUCAUUGAGUACAAACAUGCCUGGCUGGAACACCGACAGUUAACCAUCUUUGGCCCAGAAGUCCCCUGCCUCUUCAUCCUCAUGGAGCUCGCCAAUGGCGGCAACCUCGAAGAAUACAUCUACGUCCAAUGGCAACCCGAAACAACCGCCGCCUCUGACCCCACUCAAGCCUCCGACUCAGACAACGGCACCGACGAAGACGACUCCAAACUCUCCAAACUCACCGCAAGACAACGCGCCAUCCAUCUCCGCGAUCGUAAACGCCGUCUCCAAGAGAAACAACGCCGAGAAAGCGAAAACCCCGGCCCGGCGGGGAAGAAACCCAUGCACACCCUCUCGGCCGUGCACAGCACGUCGUUGCUCCAAUCGACGCAGGGCCCGUCGAAGGCGCAGCUGUAUGGAGGGAUUGGACGCGCGCCGUCGGGGAAGAAAGUGCGGUAUUUGAAGGACUAUGAGAUUUGGUGCUUGUUUUUGGAUAUUUGUAGCGGGUUGGCGCAUUUGCAUACGCAUGGUAUUAUUCAUCGGGAUUUGAAACCGCCAAACUUGCUCCUUCGGUAUGCGGAUCCGGAUGAGCGGAAUGAGAUCCCUCGAAUCCUCAUCUCCGACUUUGGCGAAUGCGAAGUGCUAUCGGACGAGAGUCAGCGCGAGCGAACGGGUGCAACAGGAACAUUGGAAUUCAUGCCGCCAGAGCUCUUGGUCAAAGACAGCGCGGGGCAUUACAUGAACGACCAUUCUCCGAAAGCGGAUAUGUGGUCGUUGGGCGUCGUGCUAUACUUCCUGUGUUACUCGAUGGUGCCGUAUUCGCAGACGGAUGAUGUGGAUCUUUUGAGGGAUGAGAUUGUGGGGUUUGAGAGAGUCACGUUCCCGGACCACGGCACCCGCAUCUCCGUAGAACUCCAAGGCCUCAUCAUCGCCCUCCUCUCCAAAAACUGCCGCGACCGCCCCUCCGUCGAAGACAUCCUCCGCACAUACUCUCACAUGCGCCCCACCCACUUCCACCCCAUGUCCCCCGACUGCUCCACACCCACCACGCACCUCUACGAAAAUGCAUCCCACAUCUGCGACCCAUCCACCGCCUCGCCCAACCGCAAUAACAAACGCCCGCGAACAGCACCCGUCAACUCACCUCCGCACCCAGAUGACCCCACCAAUGAGGACACGUACUCCGGCACGCCCGAGAUGCGACCGCCGCCGCCGAAACAGGUCAAGACGCUGACGUUUCCGGUUACGAUGUCGGCUCCUGAUACCACGGAGGAGGACAAUGCGUAUGCGAUUGCCCGCAGACAUAGUGAGCCGGAAUUGAAGGGGAGGGCCAGGGUGGUCGAGGAGGUUGGGGAUCAUGUAAGUAGACUUUUUGAGAUUUCGUAA